AUGUUGAUGGCAAUUCUAUCAGUAUAUGUUAGAUGGUUAUUGGGUCUGGUAUUAACUACGGUACUCUUGAUAGUUUGUGGAUAUGGUUGGGGACCAUUGCCUCAUUUAUAUAUUAAACUUGUAAAACUUGUACAAAGUUUUUAUCCACAUAAUUAUCCGCAAGUUGAUGAUGAUGCAUUCUGGCCAGCAAUUAUUAAACAAUGUGAUAAGUCAUUGCUUCGAAAACAUUCUAAUGAUGCAUUCUCUUCAUUUCAUUUCAGUGAAAUUCCAAUAUUAAAUGCAUUUAAUGUUUGCUUGGAUGCAUUCAAGGCAGGCUUUGAAGCAAUUAUUCAGGAUCAAUUGAGUGUUGCAUUCGAUCCAGCUCCAUCAUUUUAUAACACAUUACUGGAACGUCCUGAUCGAUUACCAGUUCCGGAUGCAGAACAUCCCAUUUCACAACGACAUAUUUUUGGUUAUUUUGUCGCAUUGGCAUUUCGCUAUGGUGUUCUGUUACCGAUACGGUUGUGUUUAAUAUUUAUUUCGCUCGUUUUCUGGAUAAAUGCAAUCGUCGUUGACUAUUUCAUGAACAUGACUAAUGAACAGAAACUACGUAUUACUUUAAUGAAUUGUCGAUUAUUUUGCGCUGCAAUUGGCCUUGUAGCAAAGUAUCAUAAUCGCGAAUAUAGGCCUAAACAAGGAGGUAUUGCAGUGACGAAUCAUUUAUCACCAAAUGACGUGCAGGUAAUUUAUGCAGACAUUGAUCCCAGUGACGGUUGCGGUUUUACAAUAACCGGUCAACGUCAAACUGGUAUUAUUCGGUUUAUUGAAACUAUUGCUGAAAAAAUUAUUCCAGCAUUGUGGCUCGAUCGAAAUAGUGCCACAGAUCGCAAACGUUUUAUGGAUGAAGUACUCCGAGAAGCGAAGGCCAAUCGUCCAGUAUUGUUGUUUCCUGAAGGCUCUUGCACGAAUAACACACGUGUUUUGCAGUUUCGAAAAGCUAUUUUCGAAGAUAGUGUUGCUAUUUACCCUAUUGCAAUAAGGCAAGAUGCACGUUUUGGAGAUUCUUUUUGGUCAGAACCAAAAUUUUGGCGAUAUUUAUUACGUGUAUUUACAUCAUGGGCAAUAGUUUAUGAUGUUACUUACUUGGAGCCGUACCAUAAACGACCUGGUGAAACCAAUCAAAACUUUGCACAACGAGUCCAAAAAGCUAUAGCUAAAACCGCGGACGUCGAAAGUAUCGCAUUAGAUUAUCGCUUAUGGUCAGCUGAAAUGAAAUCAUCAAAAUCAUGGUAUCAAAUUAUCAUCAUGUUAUCAACAGUUUCAACUAGUAGAGUUUCACUGACGUGA
Messenger RNA from Cercopithifilaria johnstoni, 1326 nucleotides. The record is from the annotation of a GenBank genome assembly. Lineage: Eukaryota; Metazoa; Nematoda; Chromadorea; Rhabditida; Onchocercidae.